AUGUCUUCAAGUGUAGAUGGUAAACAAACAAUGAGCGACGACCUUCACAAACCAUUCGUACCUGCUUCGGCCGGCAGUUCAUCUGGACAACACAAUGGAUACAAUGUUUCUCGCAGUACGCCAGGUCGUACCGAUAAUCCCAUGGUCAACGUUGAACCGCCAAGAAGAGAAGAUCUCCAACCAUCAUAUGCCCAAGUUUUGCAAGGUGACGACGAUACAAACACAAAUGGAUGGUAUGGAAGCAUGAUCAAUACUCUUGGCUCAUGCAUUGGUACCUGUGGUGCUAUUCCAUGUUGUUUCGUCUGCCCAAACCCAUAUAAGCCAGUUUCGCAGGGUAAUGUCGGUCUCGUUACCAAGUUCGGUCGCUUUUAUCGUGCAGUCGACCCUGGUCUUGUCAAGAUCAAUCCCCUCAGCGAGCGUCUUAUUCAGGUUGAUGUCAAGAUUCAGAUUGUUGAGGUUCCCCAACAAGUUUGCAUGACCAAAGAUAACGUUACUUUACAUUUGACCUCGGUCAUCUACUAUCACAUCACCUCACCUCACAAGGCCGCCUUCGGUAUUUCCAAUGUGCGCCAAGCACUCGUCGAGCGUACACAAACCACUCUUCGUCACGUUGUUGGUGCUCGUGUUUUACAAGAUGUCAUCGAACGUCGUGAGGAAAUUGCUCAAUCGAUCGAGGAAAUAAUUGAAGAUGUCGCAUCAGGUUGGGGUGUGCAGGUUGAGAGCAUGCUCAUCAAGGACAUGAUCUUCAGCAACGAACUUCAAGACUCUCUCUCCAUGGCCGCACAAUCCAAGCGUAUCGGAGAAUCUAAAGUCAUUGCUGCUCGUGCUGAGGUUGAGUCCGCUAAGCUCAUGCGCCAAGCCGCCGAUAUUCUAUCCAGCGCCCCUGCCAUGCAAAUCAGAUAUCUCGAGGCAAUGCAAGCCAUGGCUAAAUCUGCCAACAGCAAGGUUAUUUUCUUACCAGGUGCUUCGACUAUUGGAAGUCAAAUGGCAAAUGCUUUGGGGGAAGGUUCAGCUCAUGGUGGCGCUUCUAGUAGCAGAAAUGAUAUUGGUGAUUUUGGAGGUCAGGAUCCCGGUUUUCAAAGCGCUUUAAAUGCCCAUGUCAUUGAAAAUAUCUAA
Molecule: messenger RNA, 1116 nt
Organism: Sclerotinia borealis F-4128
Lineage: Eukaryota; Fungi; Ascomycota; Leotiomycetes; Helotiales; Sclerotiniaceae
Source: the annotation of a GenBank genome assembly